AUGUCUGCCAAUCCGCCAAAAGCUUUUGCUUUCAAGCAAUCUGCAUUGGCAGAAAAAGCAGAUAAGAUUUGGUCGGAAAGUGAGUUUGUGCUGUUUUUCAUACAAUCACGUGCCAUUUUCAGGCAAAAACGACUUUUCUGCGACGCACACCACUGUCAACCAUGUUCAACUCGAAAAGAAGUCGCUGGGCGACUUUGUCCCUAAACAAACCACUAAAGAGAAGGUAAGUUGCGAGCACCUACAAAUUUUGCUGAAAAUUAUCUCUCAGGAAUCCGAGGACUCUACCUCCCCACAACCGUUCGUUUUGGAUCCAAGAUUGCUGAUCGUGUGGUCAAGAAGGAGGAUAGCGCUGUGAAACCAGCCGCCUCUAACGAGAAGACUCUGAGCGCAACAGAAUUGUUCAAAACUGCUGUAAAAAAAGACGAUGACGUCAGUUUAAUCUAAUCUCUCAAAACUGAAGUUAAUUUUGGCUGUUACAGAAAAAAACGGUGCAAAGAAUUUCCGAGAGGAGGCGGAGCAAGAAGCGGAGCGAGCUAAAGAAGCAGAGAAGCAGCACGCGGGAACCAGUGCUGUCGAGGUGACAACUGGAGAGGAAGCUGAUACUAAAAUUUUCCAGGUAAUCUAUGUUUUUCAGUGGAUAUGUCGAUAACAAGAAAUUUGCAGGCUAUGUCAAAGAUUUGGGUGUUUGACAAAACUAAAAACGCCUAUACUGAAAAAGGAAUGUGCACUUUACGGAUCAACAAACGAGUCGAAAACGGUCUGACGCAUCAUCGCAUUGGCAAGUGCUUUUUCUCUCAAUUUUCUCACACUAAAUAUGGUUUUCAGUUGCGAGAACAUCUGGAACCCUCCGUGUCAUCAUAAACUCCAAGGUUUUCUCUGAUAUGCUUCUGGAGCGAGUCGGAGAGCGCAGAGUCAGAGUAAGUUGUAUCUGGGAUUUAGCUAAAGAUUAACUAAAUUCAUUUUUCAGAUUUCUGCAAUGGGACCCGAAAUUCCGGGAGUGCAGAUUUUCCUGCUCACUAUUGGCUACACGAAAACGGAAGUAGUUUCCGAAGCUGAAAUCUUCUUCAGCAUAAUGGGCGAUUUGCUGAAACUUGAAAAGGGUGAAAACAGCCGGAAGCGAAAAGCCGAGUGCGAUUUGAAUGCAUCGUCUGUCAAAAUCAGAGAUGGGAAAGAAGGCGAGGAUGGUGAGCAGGAUCAGCUCGAUGAAGGUUUCGUUAUUGUGGAUAAGCCGACUGAAGAGGAAGUCAACGCCACGGAGCAGGAGGAGUCGACGACCGGAAAUAACGAACCAUCGACCGAUUCUAGUGUUUGA
Messenger RNA from Caenorhabditis sp. 36 PRJEB53466, 1312 nucleotides. Lineage: Eukaryota; Metazoa; Nematoda; Chromadorea; Rhabditida; Rhabditidae. The record is from the annotation of a GenBank genome assembly.